AUGUUCCCACGAUGGACGAUCUGGAUCGCCUGGUCCACGCGAAUUAUCCCGUGUUGUCCACUGACUGGCCUCAUCGCUAUCGGGCUAGUUCCUGGAGGCAUCGCAGGGAUAGUGUAUAAACGCACUACAACUUCGCCCUGCACAUCCCCCUACGAGUUGCAGAGCGAGUCCAUCUGCAUCGAUGACACCCAGACGCAGAGCCUUACCCUGCUGGCGAAUUGCGGGUACACUUGGAAUGUAACCGAUGCCGAUGUGACCUCCUGGUUCAUCGACUACAACGAUAAUCCGGCGUUCCCCCGCAGUACCCAUGUCGCCCAGGCAGUUACUAGCAACAGUACUGUUCUGAACAUUCAGCUCGACGCCUCGAAGAUCACAGGCUUCAGCGUCAAUGGCCCGAGCACGCUCAAUGUUCUACCACUCGCUAGCGCCCUGAUGAGCGGGCAAGCCAGACCUACCCUUACUCGCACCAAGGUCGGGCAGUACAACAUUCCCUGGCUGAGCGUCAAGAGCGACAUCACGGGCGGCGCAUAUACGCAUGCGAAGAGCACGCUGAAGCAGAUGUUCGGCGUGAACGUGACGUAUGACCCCAACACGCACGCGCAGCUGUCGCUGGAGCUGCCGGGGCUGGUGGACGCUUCUAUCGGGACUGAAAAUGCCUCGGUCACCCUCGCGGGGGGUGAUGGGUACUAUACCUCUGAAUAUACCCUCCGCGCGGAUACAUUGAUAGAGUCCUGGAAGAACGGCAAGACCAACUAUAACCUCCGCGAAGGCGAUUUGGUAAUCAACAUGGGCGACUAUCUGAUUGUCGAUACGGACAGCGGACGCGAAUGGAGCUGUCUGGGGGGCGACGGACAGGGGAACUAUAUAUUCAAACUGGAGGUGGCGGGGAUCACGUACAAUGGCCUCCCCGUGGCCUCGCAGCAGUUCAGCAUCCACAUCUACAUUUACGGGUAUAACUACUCCAGCGAUGCGGCCACCAAGUACGGGGCAGGCACCACUAUUGAACCUGUCUUUAAGCCCCUGAGCGACAAGAUCGACCAGGCCCCUGAGGCGGGGUCUGUGCCAGUGUUCACCUGGGUUGGGGAAGGCGAUGAGCCGAACCUGGCUGAUGCGUUCGAGGACGAUGUUUACAUCACCUGGCCGACGGAUACCGAUGCGUCUGAUUUGGAGGCGGGGGAUAUUGAGAUUGUCUUGUCCAACCUCUUCGGGGAUAAGAUCACGUUGGGACCUGAUCUGGACUACUUGGUCAACACUUCCAGUAGCGAGACCCAGAUAGCGAUUGUCCUGCAGAACUGGCCCUUCCAGCCCGUGUACACUGAGAUGACCAUCGCAGUCAAUGCAGCGAGGCUGCACUGCACCAUUCCAGCCGUGGAUGCCCUUCGCACCACCUACAAGAUCGUCAGCGUGUACGUCUACCUCACGCAGCAAGGGGGUGGGGGCACCACCAUCGACGGGACGGUGACCACGUACAGCUUCUACGGACUAGCCAAUCUGACGGACGUCAACCAGAUCACGGUGCCGUCCAACUACACACUCAGUACGACGGUCGAUGGAGCCACCCAGUAUUUCUCGGAAACCACCAACGGGACUGGUGUCUUUACACACUCCAGCUCUGCGGCAACGGUGUUUGACGGCUCGGGCGUCGAUGAUCUGAAUGUGCAGUUGAUCGGCAACACAGUGUAUGUGACGACACGGAUCAAUGCCACCGCCACCAAGACCGUGAAAGGGGAGCCCGUCACUUUCACCAAGGCGUACAAUGGGGGCGUUACGCUGUCUCCCAACGAGGUGUCACCAUACCUGCACGGGGCGCCCGGGUAUACGAUCAACCGGACUGCGACGUGGAUCUUCCAUGAGAAAUGGGCGUGGCAGGAGAGCGUCGCGAUCGGCUGGGGCGGGAUCGAUGUGCUGCCUUACUCGGGGAAAUUUGAGUACGAGAUGAACAAGAGCACCAGCCAACAGUUCUACGCAGACGCCCCGGCGGUCACCUGGAGCAUCUUGGGCAACACCUCGAACAAGACGGCUAUUUCCAGUAAUGGCACGCUGUUCUAUGCCGAGGAUGAGGAGGCUGCAGCGGUUGCGGUCGUUGCAUCUUCCACGACGGACAAGUCGUACGGGGGUCAGGGAUGUGUCAAUGUAGUGUCAUCUGUGUUAGCAUAG
Messenger RNA from Penicillium lagena, 2157 nucleotides. RefSeq lists its product as uncharacterized. The transcript has a single exon. The coding region runs from base 1 to 2157 and encodes 718 amino acids. NCBI's taxonomy places the organism in Eukaryota, Fungi, Ascomycota, Eurotiomycetes, Eurotiales, Aspergillaceae. The record is from RefSeq and is a predicted model, not a curated record.